GAAUCUUUUGCCAUCUAGCGCGCAAUUCCAACGGUUCCGCUACACUUAGUGGUUUCACUAGUGGUGUUUGGUGAGGUAUUGACACUUUGAAUAAGGGUAUGUUUAAACGUGGAAACCCGACCGACCGACAAAGGUGAUAUCAACUUUUUCAUGACAUGGGGCCACACCACGGUUCAGCAACAGGAAUGUUGCUACGAAUGCGAGUGGUCAUUGUUCAACAGACCGUUGACGUGGGCGUGUCUACAGAGUUCUUUUAAUUUCGAAAUAACUCUGUAGGCAAACAGGCUGCUUCUGCCGACCGGAUUAUGCAGAUCACGAGAACCCACAGCACCAAGGAACGCAUAAUUUGAAGAAUGAAAGAUCUAACUGGUUGUGUAUGUCUUGUUACGGGAGCUACUCGUGGCAUUGGUAAAGGCAUAGCAGUAUCAUUAGGAAAGUCUGGAGCCACAGUGUAUUUAACUGGACGAACAGCAGUGCCGCUUAAUGGCGGAGUUGGCGGUAGUCUCCAGGAAACGUCAGAUAUCAUCAAUAACUUUGGUGGUAAAGCUAUUCCUGUUAUGGUUGAUCAUUCUAAUGAAAAUGAAAUAGAAAACCUAUUUCAUCAGAUUGAUCGUGAACAAAAAGGUCGCUUAGAUAUCGUAGUUAACAAUGCAUAUAGUGCUGUAACAUUUUUACAGAAAAAUAUGGAAAAACCGUAUUAUGAAAUUACAGACAUAUCUCCAGGUGAAGCUUGGGAUGUUGUUAAUGAUACUGGUCUAAAGAAUCACUAUAUUUGUUCUGUUUUGGCUACUCGAAUGAUGAUUGAAUACCAGAAAAAAACAAAUCCAAGUUUAGCCCGACCUGGUUUGAUCGUAAAUAUCACUUCUGUCGGUGGAAAAAUCUACCUUUUUAGCGUGUCUUAUGGAAGUGGUAAAGCAGCACUAGAUCGCAUAACUCAUGAUAUGGCGCUCGAAUUAAGAAGGGAAAAUGUUAACAUUUCGAUUGUCGGAAUUUCUCCUGGAUUAGUUCGUACAGAGCAUAUUCUUGACGCUGCUUCUAAAGGUUCUCUCACAAUGAAUAUAGAAAACAGUCAAUCUCCCGAGUUAGUUGGUCGCGUAGUAGUAGGUAUGGCUGCUGAAUCACCUAAGAAACUACUUUCUCGGUCAGGUCAUAUAUUCCUUGUUAGUGAUUUAGCUGAGGAAUACGGUAUACACGAAGAUUGUGGUCGAGAAAUCGUAAACGUGAGGUCUUUGAAAUAUCUUCUUUCAUAUAAAGGCUACUAUAUUGCUAAGUUUAUACCCAGUUUUAUUCGAAUACCAGAAUGGUUGUUCUAUAUAAUGUUAAAAUAUAGAUGAGAAGUUUUUAUAUAGAUUUCCGGCUUUCUUUUAGAUGGUCUGAUAAAGAAACAUUCAUUGAUACGUACUUUUUUGAACAAGUUACUUUUCGGAAUAAUCUUUGUUUGAUAAUAUUCAAGAUACUUUGUACCUGAUUCUUCUAAAUAAUAAUUUUUUGUUAUAA
Messenger RNA from Schistosoma mattheei, 1497 nucleotides. Lineage: Eukaryota; Metazoa; Platyhelminthes; Trematoda; Strigeidida; Schistosomatidae. The record is from the annotation of a GenBank genome assembly.